Molecule: messenger RNA, 1696 nt
Organism: Colossoma macropomum (tambaqui)
Lineage: Eukaryota; Metazoa; Chordata; Actinopteri; Characiformes; Serrasalmidae
Gene: cunhxorf56
Product: chromosome unknown CXorf56 homolog
Exons: 7
Coding region: 116-790 (224 amino acids)
Source: RefSeq, a predicted model, not a curated record
GGUGCUACACUGCGUCAUCUUUAGGCGCCCGCAGCAGCGUUUCCUCGGCGUUGGUGUUUACUUUGGAGCGAGACUCUGUUUUUAAUCCUAAUAAAGGUAAUAAAUCUGAUUAAUAAUGCCGAAGGUGGUCUCCCGCAGUGUGGUGUGCUCCGACACGCGGGACAGAGAGGAGUACGACGACGGAGAGAAGCCUCUGCAUGUUUACUACUGCCUGUGCGGGCAGAUGGUUCUGGUUCUGGACUGCCAGCUGGAGAAAUUACCCAUGAGGCCCAGGGACAAGGCGCGAGUGAUUGACGCAGCAAAACACGCCCACAAGUUCUGUAACGUGGAGGAGGACGAGAGCGUGUACCUGAAAAGGCCGGAGGGGAUCGAGCGGCAGUAUCGCAAGAAGUGUGGAAAGUGUGGUCUCCUGCUGUUCUAUCAGCACCAGAUGAAGAACACUCCAGUGACGUUUAUAGUGGACGGAGCUGUGGUCAAGUUUGGUGAAGGUUUCGGUAACACCAGCGUCUACAGCCAGAAACAAGAAGCUCCGAAGAAAGUCAGGGUGAUGAUGACGAAGCGCACCAAAGACAUGGGCAAGUUCAGCUCUGUUACCGUGUCAACCAUCGAUGAAGAGGAAGAAGAAAUCGAGGCGCGUGAAGUGGCAGACUCAUACGCUCAGAACGCUAAAGUCAUCGAGAAACAGCUGGAGAGGAAAGGCAUGAGCAAGAAGCGACUGCAGGAACUGGCUGAACUAGAAGCUAAGAAGGCCAAGAUGAAGGGAACUCUUAUCGAUAACCAGUUCAAAUAGUGUGUGUGUGUGUGUGUGUGUAUGUGUGUGUGUGUAUAUGUAUGUGUAUAUAUACAUAUAGACAUGCAUAUAUAGAGAACACAUACACUGUGAAACAAAACAAAAAAAAGCAAUGCAUUGAAUUAACUUGGUUCAAAUAAUGUGUACAUCGUUUCCACAUGGAUAAAGUCUUUCAGUUCACUUAUAAGAAUAAUUGUGUUAAUGUAAUGUAUUUUAUUGGGAACACUUUAUUUGAAGGUCACCUGCAUAGGGACUUCAUAAAGUGUUCAUAAGCAUUACGUCAUGUAUUUAUAAAGCAGUAUUUGAGUGUUUAUAAACAGUUUCUGAACAUUGUUUAUGGACAGCUAUUGCCAGUCACAAGAUGCUAUACAGUGUAUUAUGUAAUAAAUAGAAUUUUAUUGACAUUAAAUUAAUGACCUCUUUCAUAUUUAAAGUGAUAUAGGAUAAUAUAAAAAUUAAACCCUUAGUUUUGUUUGAGAUAUAGGCCUCUUCCUUAUACAGUCUAUUAUAAUGCAUCAUAACAGUGUUAUAAAUCUAAACUAGUGCCUGUCACUUUAAGGGUUCUUAUGUCAAUACAAUGUCAUUUACUUUAUAAACAUCUUAUCACCAUGUGAAUACUGACAUAAGCUGUUUAUAAAUACUCAAUAAUUGCUCUUCAAAUACAUUAUUCAGUGCUUUUGCAUGUGCUACUAAGUCCUUAUGUAGGUUGCCUUUGAAUAGUGUUAUUAAUGUGGAACUGAUCUACACAUUCACGUUUUUGGGAAGUGUGUGUUUGUGUGUGAGUGAUUUGUUGAGACGACAUGAGAGAAAGCAUUUUUCUAUACCAACCAAUAUUUGUUUAAUUUGUAAAUAUCUGCAGUUCUGUUUUUGUUUCUUUUUAAUAAAAUGUUGCACAGAACAAAUCUA